Messenger RNA from Paracoccidioides brasiliensis Pb18, 1488 nucleotides. RefSeq lists its product as uncharacterized. The record is from RefSeq and is a predicted model, not a curated record. Bases 1 to 1488 code for a protein of 495 amino acids. Gene Ontology annotation, molecular function: peptidyl-prolyl cis-trans isomerase activity; macrolide binding. Gene Ontology annotation, cellular component: chromatin; nucleolus. The transcript has 4 exons.
AUGUCUUCCACUCACCCAGUUGCUCUGUAUGCCGUGAAGGUGCCACCCGGCGGUAUCCUGGUCCCUGCGGCUGCAGGUGCUUCUGCCAUGUUCCGCGUCACUAUGGCCGCUAUCGAUCCAGAUUGUGAACCUGAAUUUGAUGCUGAUACUGAGGGCAAGCCACCCCGCGCUACAUUGAAAAUCGUCCGACCACCACCAGGAAUGGAUCUUGACGAUGAUUCUGAUGAUAGUGAUUAUGAAGGAGAUUCUGGGGACGAGGAUGAAAACAAAGAUUCAGAAGAUGAGUCUAAUGGAGGCCCAAGCGAUCCUGCCAAACAGAAGCAAGCUAGGCAGCUUGCUGCGAUGAAGGAAAUGGCAGAUGCUAUGGAUGAGGAUGAGGACGAGGAUGAGUCUGACGGGGAUGAUAUUGAUCUCAAGGCUGCCAUUUCCAAUUUAAUCAAAGGAAAGGCCAAGGCCACUGGCGAUGAUGAUGAGAAUGACACUUCGGAAGGCCUUGAAAUGGAAGAAGUAGUUGUCUGCACUCUUGAUCCUCAGAAGAAUUGCCAACAACCCCUUGACUUUGUUGUUGCUGAGGAUGAGCAUAUCUUUUUUAAGGUGACCGGAACACAUUCUGUUUAUAUCACUGGUAACUACGUCAUGCCUUCGCAUGAACCCAAUGGAAUGGAGGAUAGCGAUGAGAGCGAUGAGGAGCAUGAUAUGCUCCAGUAUGAUCUGAGUCCCGAUGAAGACGAAUUGGUACUCAUGGGUGAAGAUGACGAAAGCGAUGAGCUGGACAAUAUGGAUGACCCCCGUAUUACUGAAAUCGACACCGAUGAAGAGGAAGCUGAGAAGCCCGCUUUCAAGAAAGACAAGAAGGGCAAAAACAAGCGACCCGCAGAGGAUUCAGGAGAUGAUGGUGCCAACCUAGACGACAUGAUGUCAAAGGCAGGCAAGCCUGCAUCUGAGCCAAUUACAAAUGGCAACACCAAGCUCAGCAAGAAACAGCUGAAGAAGCUGAAGAAAAACAACGGGGAGGCAGUGGAGAUACCAGUGAAAACUUCAGAGCCCACCAAGUCCGACAAGAAGGUUCAAUUUGCCAAAAACCUUGAACAAGGCCCUACCCCCUCACCCCCAAAGAAAGAAGGUGACAAGAAGGCUUCUACUACCGGUACCCUUGGCGUCAAGGAGGUCCAAGGAGUCAAACUCGACGACAAGAAAUUGGGAACUGGCCGCGUUGCCAAGAAGGGAGAUCGUGUGUCUAUGCGAUAUAUCGGAAAACUCGAAAGCGGCAAAGUUUUUGAUGCAAACAAGAAAGGACCACCAUUCUCCUUUAAACUUGGUAGCGGAGAAGUGAUCAAGGGCUGGGACAUUGGAAUCCCUGGCAUGGCUGUUGGAGGUGAACGAAGAGUAACUAUUCCAGCCCAUCUUGCAUAUGGCAAGAAAGCCCUCCCAGGAAUUCCCGCCAACUCGAAACUUAUUUUCGAUGUCAAGCUUCUUGACAUCAAAUAG